AAAAACAGAGAGAGAGAGAGAGACCCAAAACCAAAACAAAGCCAUAGCGCUCUCCCAGCUCUGCGCGCGAGGUCCUUCGACCUCCGCACAUCCCCACCUAAGGGGGGCUGUGCCUGUGCUCGGGUUCUUCUCCAUCAUCAUCCCUUCCUCAUCCAUGUCUGAACCCCACGGACCUCCUCCUCCGCCGCCGUCACUGCAGCCACCGCCUCCGCCGGUUUCCCUUUACAAGCAGAAGUCUUGGUCGCCGGACGCUUAUCGGGAGGAGGCGUGGCUGCGGAGGAAGAGCAACCGUCUGAAGCAGCGAAGAAGCAAGAGCGUGACCGAUGAGGACCUCGAUGAGCUGAAGGCUUGUAUCGAAUUAGGUUUUGGGUUCGAUUCCCCUGAGGUUGUGGAUCAACGCCUCUCUGAUACUCUGCCUGCUCUGGAGCUCUACUAUGCCGUUAACAAGAACUACUACGACUCUCUUUCCAAGCCCAAUUCUACCACGACAAUAUCCACGACGAUUCCCACGACGUCGUAUUCGUCUCCGCCUUCCGAGUGCGAUACUCUGUCUCCAUUGGGUAGCCCUCAUACCAUGUUCGGCCCUGGCGAUAAUCCUCAAGCGAUGAAGACAAGGUUGAGACAAUGGGCUCAGGUGGUUGCUUGUUCGGUGCGGCAAUCUUCAAGCUAGAGAGCUAAUAUCAGUUUUACAUGUCAGGGAUAAUUGCAAACCAAACCAGAGUUAUCAGUGUAACCAAAAACAUCAACCUCUCAACUUGUUUUUGAUAUGAAUGAUUCGCCAUCAACUCCCAUCACCACCACCUGACUUGUGGUUGGAGUUGGGUUGGGUUGGGUUGAACAAAUAUUUAAAAAAGAAAAAAGCAUAGUACUAAUGGGAACCAACUUGGCUGGAUUGACCUUUU
This is a messenger RNA of Ziziphus jujuba (common jujube), 902 nucleotides long. RefSeq lists its product as uncharacterized. The transcript is spliced from 2 exons. The coding region runs from base 155 to 670 and encodes 171 amino acids. NCBI's taxonomy places the organism in Eukaryota, Viridiplantae, Streptophyta, Magnoliopsida, Rosales, Rhamnaceae. The record is from RefSeq and is a predicted model, not a curated record.